AUGUCUCUGCAGGUCGCAGACGACAAAGCGGCAAUAUGUCUUUCCUUCAUCCUGGAACAUGUCCAAAGGCACAAAGCCGCAAGUCCCAGACGCCCGCUCAUCGUAGGUCUCAACGGCAUGCAAGGUGUGGGCAAGACGACCUUGGUGGCGUCGCUGGCUCUGGCUCUGGAGGGAAAAUCCAUCAAAACGCUUGUCUUCAGUCUUGACGACCUGUAUCUCACCCGUCAGGACCAAGUGGAAUUUGCCAGUGCGAAUGCCGGUAAUGCGCUGGUGCAGCAUCGCGGGGAGCCAGGAACGCAUGAUGUGGAUUUGGCAAGGUCUAUUUUUGCUUCGCUGGUUGAGGGACAGCCCACCAGUAUCCCUCGGUUCGACAAGGCCUUAUUUCAAGGCCAUGGGGAUCGCCUUCCCAGGGAGCAAUGGAGGCGUCUUAAUCAACCGGGUGAUGAGCCCACAGAGGUCAUCAUCUUUGAGGGAUGGUCCGUAGGCUUCCGGCCCAUAAGCGCCGAGAGCCUGGAAGCGAAAUGGGAAGCACCUAGCCGUACGCUCCGUAAACACAACUUGGAGCACCUAUUGUUCGUGAACGAAAGGUUGGCUGAGUAUGAUGGCAUCACCGAGUACUUUGACGUCUUCAUACACCUCGACUCGGAAGAUGCAGACAGUGUAUACGCUUGGCGGCAGGAGCAGGAGCACUCGCUUAGGGCUGCAAGGGGGGACCCGGAUGCGGGCAUGACCCCGGAGCAAGUUACCAGGUUUGUAGACGGGUACUAUCCUGCUUAUGAACUAUACACUGAAGGGGUAAGAAGUGGUAUCUUUGCAGAGAGGCCAGGGCGUCAGUUACGGAUCGUUGUUGGGCGGGAUAGAAGGGUUAAGCACGUGGUGCGACUCUAG
This is a messenger RNA of Ustilaginoidea virens, 888 nucleotides long. RefSeq lists its product as uncharacterized. The record is from RefSeq and is a predicted model, not a curated record. The coding region runs from base 1 to 888 and encodes 295 amino acids. Gene Ontology annotation, cellular component: cytoplasm. The transcript is spliced from 2 exons. Gene Ontology annotation, biological process: SRP-dependent cotranslational protein targeting to membrane. Gene Ontology annotation, molecular function: GTP binding. Lineage: Eukaryota; Fungi; Ascomycota; Sordariomycetes; Hypocreales; Clavicipitaceae.